CACUGGUGCACCUUCCUGUGUUGUUGUUGUCUGACAUAUUGUCCGAGUGGGACCAUUGCCACAGGGGGAGAUUUCUAUAACCAGCCUCAGCGACCAAAAUGUCGUCCCUAUUGAAGCCGUUUUCGGUGUGUGAGGGACCGUGCGAUAGCUGCGGUGUGAGGAGAGGAUGCCGGAGCUCAACUCCACAUCAGCAGCCUCCGUCUCAGCGUCUGGCCGCCGCGGCGGGGCUGGGCUUCUUGCCGGCCCACCAGCUGCCUUACGCGGCGAGGAGAAACCUCGCGGCUGCUGCAGUCGGGGGGAGGAAAAUCACGCAUCCUGGAAAGGCCAUCCUUGCAGGUGGCAUUGCAGGAGGAAUAGAGAUCUGUAUCACCUUCCCCACAGAGUAUGUCAAGACCCAGCUGCAGCUAGAUGAGAGAGCCAACCCACCGCGAUACAGAGGGAUCGGCGACUGUGUGAAGUUGACUGUGCAAGAUCACGGGCUCAGAGGGCUGUAUCGAGGUCUCAGCUCCCUGCUCUAUGGAUCGAUACCCAAGUCUGCAGUGAGGUUUGGCACUUUUGAGAUUCUCAGCAACCCAAUGCGAGACGCCACAGGUCGGCUAGACAACACGCGGAGCCUCUUGUGUGGUUUAGGAGCAGGUAUAGCGGAGGCUGUCAUGGUCGUCUGCCCCAUGGAGACACUCAAGGUGAAGUUGAUCCAUGACCAGUGUUCGCUCAGACCUCGCUACAGAGGCUUCUUUCACGGAGUCAGUGAGAUUAUCAGAGAACAGGGUGUGAGGGGGACGUAUCAAGGUCUGACAGCGACUGUGCUCAAACAAGGAACCAAUCAGGCCAUCCGAUUCUAUGUGAUGAACGCGCUGCGCAAUUGGUACAAAGGUGACGACCCAGGACGAGACAUGCACCCAAUUGUCACGGCGAUGUUUGGAGCGACGGCGGGAGCAGCCAGUGUUUUUGGAAAUACACCUCUGGAUGUGGUAAAGACCAGGAUGCAGGGUUUGGAGGCCCACCGCUACAAAAACACAGUGGACUGUGCCUUCCAGAUCCUGAAGCAUGAAGGACCACAGGCGUUCUACAAAGGAACAGUUCCCCGGCUUGGCCGCGUGUGCUUGGACGUGGCCAUAGUCUUUGUCAUCUAUGAGGAGGUGGUCAAACUACUCAACAACGUGUGGAAGACCCAGUAGACCGGCCAGACGGCGACAGAGGUCCAGAGGGAAGCACAGACCAGUGCCUCAUGCUACGCACAACUGAACACCUCUAUUCUAGUUCAUACUAGUCUCUGCAUUGCCCUGGGCAGAUGGCACUUCAUCAUUACCAGCUCCCACUCUGUUACAUAAAAAUAAAUGCAGGACGUAUCCUUAAAAACGGUGAUAAAAAGGGAGGGAGAGGGGCUCAGUUUUGCAUUUCUCCGCUUUCUCUUUUGUGGUCACUUAGGAAUCAAGAGGGAUCAUUUUAUUUUGGAUGACAGGAAAAGGCAAAGUCGAAUGUUUCUUGAGUCUUAUUACCAGAAAAAGUAUUUAGAGAAGAAACACGCAUAUGAUUAUUAUUAUUAUUACCAAAGGUUCACAUUAGAGGGAGGAGAAAAAAAAACUUGGUUAAGAAAGGGAUAUUACGUAUGUCUAAUGUUUUAGCUUUCAAUGACUGUUGUUAUCGUACAGAGUUGUAGAGUGAACACUUUGUACUGAAACCAUAAACGUGUCUUUUGAUUCACGGAGUACUUACUAUACUGAGCGAAGAACAGAGAUGCUACUGGACAGAAACGAGCUUGCUGCAGUACUUUAAAAUGUCUGUGCAGUACUUUUACACUUUGUGUUGUAAUUGCUUACCUGACUGUGCUUGUAGUGUUGGCUCACUAAAACAUUUGCGGUAUUUCCUCGCUGUGUCUUGGUGAUGAACUUUCGAUUCGGUUCAUUGUGCAUUUAAUGGCCUGCUGCUGAGUAUGGCUGCAUUGAUCUGGAUGUGGCAUCUGUCCUGCUACCUGCCGACUGAUAACAGGACUCGCAGGCUUGUCAAGGCUACACAAACUGGUCUGGAGUCAGUGUGGAGUGUUACAACCUGAUACAAGUAGUCAUGAAGCACACAUUGUAGGAAACAAAUCCAUAUGUAGCACUAUCUUUACAUGCAGUCUGAAGAGGAGAUGCAAGUCGUUAACAGAAGUUAGUGAGCUCGUUAUUACACUUUAAACAUCAGACAGGUUACUGAGCGCUUCGGUAGGUGGUUGAGUUCUCUACAGCUGCAUGUGAAGGCUUUCUUUUGAAAUAUUUGACCAGUAAUGCUUUGUUCAGAACCUCAGUCAGUCUGCUAUUUCCAAGCAGGUGCUGAAACAUAAGUAAAUUAAAUUCUACUCAAGAUGAGAUGACAACAUGUCCGACUAUGUAAGCCAUAUGACUUCAGUGCGCUUGAGCCUUGAGUGUUUCUUGUGCUUUUGAUUUAUUCAUCCAACAGACUGUCCUCUAGUCUGAUAUUAUGUCACUUUGAUAUUCUUUGUUUACCUCAAGCUAACCUGCUUCACAAGCCUUUUUUAUGCUAACCAAUGAAAUUUGCAAUUUGAACUUUGAAUGCACUUAUUCUUGUCUAAUAAAGUGUUUACAUGUGUUGAGCGACAAUAAGGGAAAGAGAGAUAUACCAGAGGCUCGAUAACAUAAGUGGCUGGUAUUUAAGCAAGGCUUGGUUUUGAUGGACCUAGUUGCACCACACAAGCCUUUUUACUCCUCUUUGCCAAACUACUUCAGUAGAAUCUCCAAUGUAGUAUCCCUGAUAGGAGCAAAUCUUUAUUACAUUUUAAACAAAGAGCUACAUAAUAUUAUUUAAUCUUUACUGUUUUGUUUUCAUUAACUAACGCACAUUUUUACUGUAUAUAAUCUUUGCUGCUUUUCAUAAAAAGGCCAACAGCAUGUGUACCUCAUCGUACAACAUAUCAGAUUUGAUCAUUCACGUUUCAGAACAUCCUGUUGUGCAGAAUGGGGGAAUUUUGUGGAAUAUGUUAGUAGGACGUCAGAAAAAAAUUAUGACUUACAUGAUCAGAUGUGGAAACCUCUGGGAA
Molecule: messenger RNA, 3037 nt
Organism: Perca flavescens (yellow perch)
Lineage: Eukaryota; Metazoa; Chordata; Actinopteri; Perciformes; Percidae
Gene: slc25a1a
Product: solute carrier family 25 member 1a
Exons: 9
Coding region: 99-1178 (359 amino acids)
Biological process (GO): mitochondrial citrate transmembrane transport
Cellular component (GO): mitochondrion
Molecular function (GO): citrate secondary active transmembrane transporter activity
Source: RefSeq, a predicted model, not a curated record